Boleophthalmus pectinirostris (great blue-spotted mudskipper) is the source of this 3081-nucleotide messenger RNA. RefSeq names its product POZ/BTB and AT hook containing zinc finger 1 (gene patz1). Lineage: Eukaryota; Metazoa; Chordata; Actinopteri; Gobiiformes; Gobiidae. The transcript has 6 exons. Gene Ontology annotation, biological process: regulation of cytokine production; negative regulation of transcription by RNA polymerase II; regulation of immune system process. Gene Ontology annotation, cellular component: nucleus. Gene Ontology annotation, molecular function: RNA polymerase II cis-regulatory region sequence-specific DNA binding; protein binding; DNA-binding transcription factor activity, RNA polymerase II-specific. Bases 379 to 2616 code for a protein of 745 amino acids. The record is from RefSeq and is a predicted model, not a curated record.
AGACAGGAAGAGCCCUGUUAGAAAUUUGGUUUUGCAGUCUUGAAAUACUCUUGAGGUAUUUGUCACAGCUACACUAUAUGUACAUAAAGAUGAGAAGAAACCGUCAACGUGUAUAGGAAUUGUUACGCGCAGAGCAUGGACAGCUGUACAAAACAAGAGCGACCCCCACCCCCGAAGAAACCAGGGUUAAAGUUGACAGGAAGCUGGGGGGCUGCCAUUUUUCCCUGGUGCUACUGCUAACGAUGCUAAAACUGCGAGAGGAGAGGUGGAUUUGGGAUUUUUAACCUCAAGAAAGCAUUUAAUCGAAAUCGUUUUCCUAACGUAAUUAUUCCUUCUGCCCUUGUCGCUAAACAACCAUAAAUAUUGGAUGAAUCCGGUAUGGAGAAGGUAGCGGAGCCGUCUUGGACCUCUUCGUACACCUAUCAGGUGAGCAAGCACAGCACUGAGAUGCUACACAACCUGAACGCACAGAGGAAAGAUGGAGGCAGGUUCUGCGAUGUGGUCCUCCGCGUUGGUGAGGAGAGCUUCCCAGCGCAUAAAGCCGUGCUGGCGGCUUGCAGCGAGUACUUCGAGUCGGUCUUUAGCCGCCAGUCUGAAGGCGACGCCAAGGAAUUGGAGAUGCACACAAUAAGCCCCAAAGUCUUUAAAGACAUCUUGGACUUUGCGUACACCUCAAGAAUAGUUGUGCGUCUGGAGUGCUUCCCCGAGUUGAUGACAGCUGCCAAGUUUCUGCUCAUGCGGUCUGUCAUUGAGAUCUGUCAGGAGGUGAUAAAACAGUCCAAUGUGCAGAUCCUCGUGCCCACGUUACGCGGUAGCGAUGCCAGUCUGUUCCAAAUCCACACAGAGCCCCCAGCGCUGAGCUUGUGUGUGACUCCGCAGGAUUUGAUCAACGGGAUGGGCAUGCAUCUUGUGAACGGACAAACGCCAAGUGACCUGGAUGGCAGCGAAGCCUCUGCGGCUGUGCUACUAGAGGACCCCGGGGAGCCGAUCAUGCCUACUUUACAGCCUGUAGACGGAGUCUCCCCCUCCAUGGAGAUAGCAGGAGCCAUGCUUCAUCAUGACAAUGGGUCCCCAACCUCCAAGCGGAAUAAGAGCAGCCCGAAGAAACCCGGAGUGGACACUGUACACUUGGAUCAACAGAAAGACAUCGGGUUGUUUCCUUGCAGGACUUGUGGUAAAGCUUUCACAGAGGCUUCACGAUUAAAGAAUCACGAGGCCCAGCAUGGGGCUUCCAGUGGAAGUGUCACCAGUCUCGCGGCCCCAGGUGGCCUCAGUCUGGUGGAGAACGGGGUGCAGUUGCACGGAGCCCUGGCGCCGGACAACAGCCGUAAGCGCGAGCGAACCCGGCGGCAUGUGGGCUGUGACAUUUGUGGCAAAGUGUUCCGGGAUGUAUAUCACCUGAACAGGCACAAACUCUCACAUUCUGGGGAAAAACCUUACGCGUGCCAUGUUUGUGGACUCCGGUUCAAGCGCAAGGACCGGAUGUCCUACCAUGUGCGCUCCCAUGAUGGCUCUGUGGGCAAGCCAUACGUGUGCCAAAGCUGUGGUAAAGGCUUUUCAAGACCAGAUCACCUAAAUGGACACAUAAAACAGGUUCACACAACAGAGAGACCUCACAAGUGCCAGAUUUGCAAUGCCUCUUUUGCGACAAGAGAUCGCCUCCGCUCACACCUUGUAUGCCAUGAAGAUAAAAUCCCCUGUAAGGUUUGUGGAAAAUUUCUUCGAGCUGCCUACAUGACGGACCACCUCAAAAAACACAGUGAAGGACCUCAUAACUUCUGCAGCAUUUGUAACAAAGGUUUCUCCACUGCCUCAUACCUUAAAGUGCAUAUAAAGACACACCAUGGCACCCCACUGCCCCCCUCCUUCCCUGACCCCAGAGCAGAGCCGCAGAUGCACCACGGCACCCCUUACCACAUGGGACGCCAGUGCUCAGUGGAAGAUCUGUGCACCAGUCGACAGCUUCAGUUCACCUCGUCUGAAGCAGAGGGUCGCUUUCAUGGCCUUUCUGGACACACUCUGCUUCCACAGUCUGGCCCUCCUGUGGGCUCGCAGCCUGAGCUGCUCAUGGGGAAGCCAGGUGGGGCUCCAUAUUUCUGGGAGUGUCGCUCUGGGCUGCCUGGCUUCCCAGUCCAUGGUUCUGCCGCAGAUGGACAAGAAAACACAGACAAAUGUCCACAUCUGGAGUCAGAGGAAUCAGACCCUUCGUUUGGAGAACUUUCAAACGGAGAUGAACUGAAAUCUCCACACAAGUCUGAUGUGCCGGACAUUGAAAUGCCUACAUUAGUCUGCAACGGCACCUCUGCAGGGACCAUGGGCUCUCCUGAGUCCAAAGCAAAGACCGAACCUGAGAAGAAAUUUAUCUGCAACAUCUGCGGCCAAGCCUUCCGCACCAAGUCCUACCUCAACAAGCACCAGCACAGAGUCCACAAACAGAAGGCCCAGGCAGGGUCUGGCCUGAGUGACCUGGCUCCUACCUUGUCCUCUCCCUUCUCCCCUCAGCAGAACAUGUCUCUGCUUGAGUCCUUUGGCUUUCAGAUUGUGCAGUCUGCAUUUGCCUCCUCUUUGGUGGAUGCAGACGCAGGUCAAAGUGGACUUGACUUUGGAGGCAAGUGACACUACUCACAUUUAGUAGCUUCUUUAUUUAUAGAGAAAUGCUUCACAGAAAGUACUUUGUAUUUGGGACUAGCAUACACUUCUUUUGCGUGUCUACAGCUGCUUUCACUUGGCAAUUUUUAGACUGCCACAAAAUAUAUAUUUUAUAACCUAUUCAUGUAAUGUAAAUUAUGUAAUUUUCUUUUUAAUAGAUGUAACAUGAGGACUUUGUUGUGUUAAUCAUUUGAAAACAUAUGGGCUUGACUGUGUUUUUCUGAAGUAAAAAGUGCCCAGUUUAACUGCUCUGAAUUAUAUGAUUUAUUCACUUUCUUUGUGCCCAGAGAAUUUAAAGGGCUCCAUUUUGGGUUCAUGCUUGAAAAUAUUUUUCUUUUCAGAAACUGUGAGCUUUAUUUAGAACGGACUCAUUCCUUUUGUGUGGUGGUCUUAAUGCAUAAUUUAAUAAAUACAUACUGAUAUUACCAUUAA